AGGAGGCCUUGAUACCCAGCUGCCACUGAGAAACGAUGGAUUAUUACUAUUCGAUCGUAACGGGCGCUGGAAAUCUGGCAGGACAUGUGUCCGACUGUACCUGGACUAGCACUCCCGGUACCCUCAUCCUCCUGCUACACAGAUCCUAGCUGAACAUCCUCAUCCAAAUAGAUGCAGUCUUACGAUCAUAGAGUCCAAUACGCCCCUCAACGCUACUCAUCCGUACAAGCAACGCCCUCGAGGCCUCCCCAAGUCCCUCCAAGGCCCCGCCAUGCCAGUUUUGCUGCACCCGAGUCCCUACCGCUCUCGUCACCGCGCAUGUCACAGCCCUCCAUACCCGUGAGCCUUACCCCAGGUAGACUGCGGACUGCACGUUCGACUUGGGAUGCGGCCGUCUCACUGCCUCUGACAUCGCGCCCCAGUCCAUCCGGGUUUCCACAUCCGUCUCCUCCCAGUCGCAUGACCCUCUACGGCGACUACUUCUCACAACCACAGCCCCCGUUGCUCCCUCCCCCUCCUCCCUUACCUCGGAAGCCACAUGUCCCAAUCAACCUGCGCCCACCGAUUCCGCCCAAGCCAUCUGCCCUUAUCUCAUCCGCCCAACCGAGAAAUCCUUUGUACCCACAGUCAAUAUCAACUAGUAUCGCAUCUGGACUUCCUCCUUGGUCCCCUGAUGAAUCUAGAUCUCAUUCACCAAUUGACGACGACAAGGACUUCUCAUUCCCACCGCCCCUCGCACUUCCCGCAUUGGAUAUAAAAUAUCACGAGGACAUUUUGGCUGCUCGAGAGGAGGAAGAACUUGCAAAGGCACUCGAAGAGUCGCGGUUAUUGGCAAAUGUGUUCGAUGAGCGCCCCGCCUUUACCAAUAUUGUGCACAAGAGCCCUGCAUCUACGAAGGCCAUCCCGGCCAGCGGCGAGAGUUGGCUCAACAUGAGCACUCCGUCUACCGCCCAGCAUUCACUGGAUUCCUUGCUUGACGAAACAUCUUUGCAAAAACAAUCAGAUGAUAAUAAGUGUCUUCCGCAUAAUACAAACGGGCGCCCUGUAAACGAGCUCCUCCGAUCUGCUGCGACCGAGAGCCGUGAUACACAGCCCACGUCUGCGGACUCAACCCCCGCCCCCUCCUUGUACUCCAACGUCGUAUCUAACCUAGUCGCAAAACCUACUUCCAAUGUCACCGUCACCUCCAAUACUUCUACGACGCACGUUCCUCACCUACCAGCCUCACCCGCACCAAGUUCCCUCACCCGUCCGCCUAGCGAACCCUCAGUAUCACCGCAGCCUACAACCGAGACCUACCCGACAUCCCCAUCUGUUCCUUCCGUCUCGGGUCUUAGCUCGAAUUUCACGUCAGAUAGUAGUGUGUCUGUCGGGAAGUUUUAUACUGGGGAUGUUCUCUCAAUAACUGCAAGUAGAUCCCAAGUGACGUCCGCAAGCUCCAGUCUGUCUCUGGAUUCCAAUAUCAGUCCCAACUUUUUGGAAGGAGAAGAUGACGCUGAUUCACCGAAACGUCCGGCGAUCCCGUACUCAGCAAAUCAAUACGUGGAGCCAGAGCUACUCAUGGGUGUCUCACUAGGAUUCAACUGUCCAGUGAUUUCGACUUUGUUGACGCCCAUGAAGGAACAAAUGCCCAACAUCAUUACUCUUCCAUACGGAAAACCCCCUCCUUGCUUCCUUCAAGCCCCCAGCUGGCGCCGUUUAUUGAAGUUAAUGGCUCGGCUCAGCGCCACUAGAAUAGAACCAACCGUGGAAGCGCUGAGUAUGGCUAAGCACGAGUUAAGAUUACGAACCGUUAUACAGUUCGUAAGGGUCCACCAUUCCUCGUCUGACUGGAGAACAGUCCUCUACUUCACCACUGAUAUGCCCGCCACACCGUCCGCACAUAAUUCACAGAAGUACACGAAUGGCGAUGUUGGUGUGCUGCCGUUUUCGUAUACGUUGUCUCCCCUCCCGACGCUUCUGAGAGACGGUGCAGAAUCGCAGAUGGCAAAAUACUACGUCAUCCCGUCGACGCCGACGACACCCUACCCCACUCUUCCUAUCAACUUCCCAAACCUAGCCAUGUACCUGCAGUCUGCCGUCGAAGACUCCCGCCGGGCUGCCAUUGACGGCUCCAGCGGAAUGCGGAAACUGGCACAGUUUAUUGACAGCUGCUAUCCGAAUGACACUGGGAUGGCUGCGCUCGACGGAGAUGCCCCAAAGAGAGGAGUUGGCGGGAUGCUGAAGCGGGUGAUGGGCAGGUCGAAGGGAAGGGGGAGCAGAGGGAAUGAGGAGAUCUAUGAUCUCGUGACUCCAUUCGUGUCAGAGGACUGGGGCUGAUACAGACGCGACGAGUCCCGUACGGCCUUAGAUUACCCCAACUACAGUAAAUUAUAGCAUGCACUGUACGCCAAGCUAGUCACAGUAGUACAUAGUAACCAGACAGAAGUUG
Messenger RNA from Pisolithus orientalis, 2431 nucleotides. RefSeq lists its product as uncharacterized. The transcript is spliced from 5 exons. NCBI's taxonomy places the organism in Eukaryota, Fungi, Basidiomycota, Agaricomycetes, Boletales, Pisolithaceae. The record is from RefSeq and is a predicted model, not a curated record. Bases 172 to 2319 code for a protein of 715 amino acids.